Podarcis muralis (Common wall lizard) is the source of this 786-nucleotide messenger RNA. NCBI's taxonomy places the organism in Eukaryota, Metazoa, Chordata, Lepidosauria, Squamata, Lacertidae. The record is from RefSeq and is a predicted model, not a curated record.
AUGUACUUCUUCCUCUUAAACUUGUCCAUCCUGGAGAUAGCAUUUACAUUAUCCAUCACCCCAGUCACACUUUCUAACCUUCUCUCAAGAACAAAAACAUUAUCAUUUUAUGGCUGCAUAACUCAGUGCUUCCUCUAUUUCUUCCUCAGAGUGGCAGAGUUUGUACUGCUGGCUGUCAUGUCCUUUGAUCGCUAUGUAGCAAUAUGCGAUCCACUACGCUAUGCUUCAAUCAUGAGCUCAGGCUCUGCUCAUGACUUGUCAUUUUUUUGUUGGUUGGCAGGAUUCAUUUUUGUGAUUUGGCCUGUUUCUGCUAUAUCAAAACUAUCAUUCUGUGGCUCUAACAUCAUCAAUAAUUUCUUUUGUGAUAUUGAACCACUCCUUGCUCUCUCUUGCUCCAGUACACACCAUAUUGAGUUUCUAGAUUUCAUAAUUGCUAUAAUUGUACUUCUGGGAUCUUUGGUAUUAACAACAGUGUCCUACAUUUCUAUCAUCACUGCGGUGCUGAGAAUCCCAUCAGCUACUGGGAAGAAGAAGGCCUUUUCCACUUGUGUUGCCCACAUCACUGUGGCUUCCAUCUACUACGGAAGUGCCAUAUUCAUGUAUCUGAGGCAAUCAAAGGGAUCAUCCCUGGAUCUCAAGAAAGUGGUGAGCAUCUUAACAGCGGUGAUAACCCCUGUCCUCAACACUUUUAUCUACACCCUGAGAAAUGAAAAGGUGAAAGAGGCCCUGAGAGACUUAAUCAAAGGAAGGUUGCAUUCAAAUGUACACAUGAAAAUAAAUAAAUGA